AUGCUGGGCUUCUCAAAUCUCGACUCCUCACCCGACGUCUUUAAUCUCUCCCAACAUCUGAACUGCUCCUAUGAGGAUUCCGCGCUCAUUUACAACUACGACACAGCGAAAUACAGACUCGUCGAUUUCGUUGUCCCGGUAAUGACAAUAGUCCUAUCGGUGGUUGGGCUAAUUAUUAAUGGAGUUUUUAUAUUUUUGACCAUCACUGGAAUUAGAGACAAGGUGCUACCGUUGAAGGGUUAUUCACUACUGUUAAAUCGAUCAUUCACAGAUGUGCUUACCUCUGUGCUCACAUUAAUUUUUGUUUCUCUUCAUAAACUUGACCAAAUCCCAGACCCAAAGGCUUAUCCAGAGAAAUACCAGAACAUGACUCUCGAGGAGUUGGACUACCUCAUCCCUCAUGGACGAUCCAUGUUCACUAUGCUGCUCACGCUUAAUUUCUGGGCUUCUGCUGGCUGCUAUUCGGUGUUGGCUCUGUUCAUGUUCCUUGCCGUUCGCCAUCCAAUUAUUUACCGAGUAAAGAUCACUUCAAAAAGAACGAUCAUUAUUGGAUGUGUUGUAUGGCUGAUUGGUCUCGUCUAUGCAGUUGUAGCUGUAUGUAUCUCAUCGAACAAUGCAUUCAAUAUUUUCAACUCGGGUACUGAUCUCAUACAGUGGUCUGUUAGCUCAGAGGAUUUUGUACUAUCGAUCUCCAACCUAGUGAUUGUAAUAAUCGCCUUAAUAAUCGGCACCUCCUCGUACAUCUUCAUUAUUGUUUACCUUUGGAGAGCACGACGUACAAGAGGGGAUGCCAGCCAACAUUUGAUGUCAAUCGUGAGGAUGGCUCUCAACGUUUCCGCUUUCGCUAUCUCUUGUAUCGUUAUGGCCGGAUUCGUGUCAAUCCCACUUAUCCUCAAAGGUCAAAUCGACGAUCUCAACGAUGAGCUGAUCGAAAAUUCAACAUGUGAAACGGUGGUAGGUGCGUAUAAACUCGGAUUCCACAUGGCUCAAUGGACAACGGCAGCGAUGACGGGAUGGCAGCUGAGAAUGAUCGUCGAUCCUCUCGCUAAUCUCUUUCUCGAUACAAGGUUCAAUCGAUUGCGUAAACAGAUGUGUUGUCCUCCAAUGCCAUCGUUCCAUCCGAAUUUUUCGCUGAGAUCUCAGGAACAUGGAAUGGAUUUUCUUCGCAAAUGCGCUGAACUGAAUGUUAUGCCGACUUCGCUUAUGAGUACAAACGGUCACUACUUCCGAUUUCGAUCUCCAACUGUCGAUACUACAGCGGCCAGCAAGACAGUUGAUGACUGUAGUUCGAAAAUACGUGAUUGUGAGCGCAGCGGUUCCGCAACGAUCUCUCAGGAAACAUCGUUAAGAUCAUCUGUAACAAAAAUCAAGGUCAAGGACGUAUACCAAAGAUGUGCGUGUUGCGUAACCUAUAGGCAUUCUUUCACAUAA
This is a messenger RNA of Necator americanus (New World hookworm), 1431 nucleotides long. RefSeq lists its product as uncharacterized. The record is from RefSeq and is a predicted model, not a curated record. Lineage: Eukaryota; Metazoa; Nematoda; Chromadorea; Rhabditida; Ancylostomatidae. Bases 1 to 1431 code for a protein of 476 amino acids. The transcript is spliced from 13 exons. Gene Ontology annotation, biological process: G protein-coupled receptor signaling pathway. Gene Ontology annotation, molecular function: G protein-coupled receptor activity. Gene Ontology annotation, cellular component: membrane.